Molecule: messenger RNA, 1334 nt
Organism: Dicrocoelium dendriticum
Lineage: Eukaryota; Metazoa; Platyhelminthes; Trematoda; Plagiorchiida; Dicrocoeliidae
Source: the annotation of a GenBank genome assembly
UUUUUGUGUACUCUGGUCAUCAAACCGAUUCCUUCUACAUCAAAUUGGACGUAAGCCCAGACGACAACUACAUUGUUUGUGGUAGUUCCGAUCGGCGAGCUCACAUUUACACAAUAGGACAGCGUCGACAACGCCCAGUGGUGCUAUCGGGUCAUAGUGGGGAAGUCAGUGUACCCCGUUGGUGUCGAGCAGAUCCGACUCGCAUAGUCACGUUGUCUGAUGACUCGAGAGCAUUUGUGUGGAGGAUGUUCCCCGCCCGCCGUUGUCUUCUUCCACAACCUGGCGAAGUCGCUGGUCUUGCCGAACGUCUGUCGCCCUCAAAGGCCUUAAUGAGCCCAAGUGAACAAACCAAACGCAUUAUUCGUUCUCCCACUUUGCUUCAUAACACAGUCACCUCUGAUUCGGUCUCUCCAAAUUCAUUCACAUUAUCGUCCGCAAGGCGGCGGCAACUGAAUAUUCGUUCCUUUCUUCAGGCGAUCUCUCCACCGAAUAGUUCAACUAGCUCUCCACAUUCCUUGGCCGCGAAUAUUGGUUCUUUGCGUACCCGUGGGGCUGCUACUUUGACUGAAACCCUGGGUGGUGUUGUCCAACGAUUUCCAGCUAUUUCAGUCGGUUUGCAACUGACUUCUAUUUCGAGCAACCUGCUCCCCGACCAUUCAACAGAUGUGACACCGAGGAAUCAGACAGAUCCAGCUCCCCGCAAAACCCGACUUUCUCUUAGCCCAGACUCCUUUUAUUCAGAUAGCUCAGAUAUAGAAAACCAAUUCACUUCUCCAGCUCGUCCUCCCUUAGAAUAUGCCGAUGUUCCAACUUUUACAAACUUUUCUGCAACUCAUUCUGAUUUCGAGAAAACGCCACUGACUCCAGAAACACCACCAAGUCAUAGAAGUCGGCCUCCUUUGAUCAUGCGACAGGUUCUUUUCCACACCCCUACACAGUUGCCUUUCUGCGAGAGUGAAACACUAAGGCUGUCUCAUAAACGGCUGGAGCCUAACUCUCCUACUGAGAGUCCCAGCUCAAGAUUUGAUCCUGAGUUGACUUCACCUGCAUUAAUUUGCAAACGGCGCAGACUCACCGUCUGCCCAGCUGUCCACUGCCGUUCGGUCACUGGUUCUCCUACAAUGCAAAAAGUCGCCCCUCGGCGCCGAGUGACGACGGUCGGUCAACGGUUUAAACCUAUCACUAGUUACCUCAAAUCCGACAAGUGAUAGUAUCCUUCAUAUCCAUGCAUUUUUAUUCCUUGUCCAACUAUUUUACGCUCUUAUUUUUGUAUAUAUUGACAUAACAAGAGCCAAAGCCGCUUUGGCAGUUACGAAGAGAAAUAUUGUCUCCUA